Molecule: messenger RNA, 1915 nt
Organism: Physella acuta
Lineage: Eukaryota; Metazoa; Mollusca; Gastropoda; Physidae
Biological process (GO): carbohydrate catabolic process
Molecular function (GO): hydrolase activity, hydrolyzing O-glycosyl compounds; carbohydrate binding
Source: RefSeq, a predicted model, not a curated record
CGCAAACCAAGUAAAAAUGGUGAGCAAGUCACCGUCAUCACUGGUGGUGACCAUCAUCAUAGCUCUACUGGCUCUCGGAGUGGGGCUCGUUGUAGGAUACCUCCUGCGCCCCUUUCCAGAGGCAGACCGUGAUCACAAGGUGCUCGAAGGGUGGAUAAGUGACGUAGAGGGGGCAGGCAACGACAAGUCAGCUGCCCUAGAAAUGUUGCGAGACUGCGGGCAGUUAGCAAGAGAGGAGCCUGCGAUUAGCAAACAUUUAAUAGAAAGUGACGUAGAAGCGUGCCGCGCGUUGACGUGUGACCUCCCCUACCCUCGAACCCACGUCAUCUACAAGCUGAAGGGAGAUGUCAUUGACUUGGAUGGGAAGUUGGACGAGAAGGCGUGGAAAAGUGUGGGCUGGACCGAUUCUUUCGUUGAUAUCCAGGGCAGGGGUUUCGCCACACCUCGCCUGGACACCAAGCUGAAGAUGCGUUAUGACGACAGUUUCUUGUACCUGGGCGUUUACCUUGAGGAGCCAGACGUGUGGGCAAACGUUACACUGCAUGAUGGGACAGUCUAUCAAGACAACUCAUUUCAGAUCUUGAUGGAUACCAGACAAAGUAAUGUGAACUACAAAGAGAUCACCGUAAAUGCUAGAGGCAUUGUUUCAGACCUAAUGAUGACCAAGGCAUAUGUCGACAGUGGCGAACCACUAACGUUUUGGGAAAGUGACGUCAUGUCUGAAGUUCAUGUCCAGGGAACUAUCAAUAACCCAAAGAAAAAAGAUGAGUACUGGACCAUUGAGAUGGCCAUUCCAUUUACAACAUUGUACCAAGGCUCAGGGGCCUCAAUGAACAGGUCAGCACCAGCACAUGGAGAGACAUGGAGGGCUAACUUUCUAAGAGCUGAAUGGCCUGUUAAAAAUGAUGGAGCCUACUAUGAAAAGCAACCUGAGGUUAGUACAGAGUGGUGGGUGUGGCAAGCACCGGAAGUCAUCAAUGUCCAUUUACCUGAGAGGUGGGGCCUGAUUCAGUUUCAAGAUGCUGAAAUAAAUGGAACCAGGUUUCAGACAAAUGACAGAUGGAUUGUAACAAAUGCUCUACUUGAUACCUAUGCUGCUCUUAAGUCUUUUCAUGCAGUGACUGGUAGAUAUACAGAUAGAAAAGAAUUACUUCAUCUGCCACCCUAUAUUUUAUCUGGCAAAUGUUUGGGGGACAUUACCAUAGACCUGGACUGGGCAGGUUUUAAGGUAAGCGCCCGGCCACUUGGGAAAAACAAAGAGGAGGGUCACACAAGAACAGAUCACUUCCUGUGGUUUGGCAAUGAGGACAUGCAGUAUUUUUAAUCCAAUGCUAGAUCUCAAAGCUGCACCAGGAUCAGAAUUUCCAGUUUUAUAAAUGUUCAAUGCAAUUAUUUUGGUAUGUUUUAAUUUAAAGUAUGUGUGCUAUUUGUGAAAAACAACCCUGUCGUUGUUAACAAAAAUCAUCAAUUUGGUAGUUGUAUAAGAGAAAUUUUAAAUGCACCGUGGAUAAGUUUGGUCCAAAAUAAACAUCAGUUUACCUGGCAAUAAACAGGAAGCUCAUGAUUUGAACAAUAGAUAACUAAAAUAAUUAAUAUGGAUAAUUAAGGAUUAAAACUAUAUUUAUAUCAGAUUAAUAACUCAGAAAAGUGGAAACCAGUAAAAUAAUGAGCAGACAGAUUUUCAGACGACGAAAAAAAUUUUUAAAUUGUGUGUACAUACUUUAGAAAUGGGUGAGAGUGACUGGUCUUGAUAUUAACGAUGUGUGCUUUUAUUUGCACUCAGAUGUUUCAAUCCACUUUCCAAUUUAAACAUGUUCAAAUGGAUUCUUCAUUAAUCUCUGAUUGUUUUCAAUGUUUAAAUAAAUGUUGCAUUAAAUGUCCAUAAGAUAAUGUCCAACAGAUAAUUAACAUACAC